UGGGGCUGCAGUCUUACUGCAACAGGACAGCUUGCGUCUUUCUUGUGCAUCACUGGAAAGCUAGUCAUCGUGGUGAUUAAUACCGAGAAGUGGCAUGCUAGCAUGAAGAGAUGAGUCCUGAACACGUCCUCAGCUGACUGUAUGUGAAUUGGAUUCUGCUGGAUCUGCUGGACCACGGAGAUUGUGGGUGAUGCUGUACAUAUCACUGGAGACGACCUUCUCACAAGCGGCCUCAAGCCAUGUGUGCAUUCACUGAUGUCCAGCUUGUUACUUCGUGAUCUUACUCAGCAAAGUGCCCGAGGCUUGCAGCAGUGACCAAAGUCACAGGGCGCUGACUUCUGGACAUACCAGGCAGGAUGAAAGACCGGUUAACUGAGCUGCGUGAAUUUGCCAGGUUACACAACCAACAGUUUUCUGAUAAUGAGGAUGAUGAAAAUGCGCCCCAUGAUGUUCUCCUCUAUGAGACUGAUUACGCCUUGGAAAUUCUUCAUAAAGACAUACAGAACAUCCGGACAGAAAAUGACCACCUCAAAGAGGAUGUCAAGCGGCUCAGAAAGCAAAACAGCCGCUUCCUUACUUCCAUGCGCCGUCUUAGUAGCAUCAAGCGAGAUACUAAUUGUAUUGCCAGAGACAUCAAGGCCCGCGGAGAAAGCAUCCACAGGAAACUCCAGAUAAUGAGAGAUUUCAGCGAAGAUGCAAUAACAAAAUACGGGGCUAUGUCUGUCAUCGCCAGGGUAGCGAAGAACCACUACGUUGACCUCAUGCAUGCAUUUCAGGAAGCUAUGUUUGAAUACAAUGAAACAGAGAUGAACCAACGGGAAAACUGCAAGAUUCGAAUUCAGCGGCAGCUAGAGAUCAUGGGCAAAGAUGUUUCUGGCAACCAGAUUGAGGAGAUGAUUGAGCAAGGCAAGUGGGAUGUCUUCUCUGAGAACCUCUUGUCGGAUGUUAAGGGAGCUCGCUCAGCCUUGAAUGAGAUAGAGACACGUCAUAAGGAGCUGGUGAAGUUAGAAGGACGCAUUAAGGAAGUUCACGAGCUCUUUCUGCAGGUGGCCCUGCUAGUGGAGGAACAGGCGGACACCUUUGAUGUCAUUGAGAUAAAUAUGCAAAAUGUUGAGGACUAUGUAGGAGAAGCUAAAGAGCAAGUGAAAAAAGCUUUGGAAUACAGAAGAAAACACCCCCUCAGAACAAUCCUUUGCUGCUGUUUAUCCUGUUGCACAAGGUGACUGUCCCACUGAAGCUACCACAGACUGACCCGAAUGUCUUCAAAAUCAGGCAUUCUUUCCAGUGACUAUUUUGUAACGACAACAAAUUGGGGGGGGCUAUUUUGCAGUUGGUUUUGUUCAUUGCCUUUUUCUGAAAUGUGCUGAAGGCUGUUCUAUUUGAGAGCUCCUAGAAGUGUCGAUAAAACUAUUUUUAAUCUAUUUUUAAUUGAAAUUAACAUUUCAAUUAAAAUUGCUGUAACUAGAGGUGCAAGAAGAUCUCUGCAGUGCUACUUGUUUCUGAUAGGCAAGAAAGAGGAAUGAAUGAUGGGCUGAUAACUCAGCCUAGGGAAGAUGAGAAAUUUUGAGAAUAACUUUAUUCUUAUUUAUCAAAGUGAGUCUGCAGGUGGUGCAGCCUUACCGCCUGGGGUGACACAAGACACCACAGAAUCAGGAGGUUUCCAUUUUCACUGGUUUGGAGCCUGCUUGAUGUAAAUACUUGAACAGAUUUUUGCUCUGUUCAUUUGACAAAACACUGGGCCUGUUAGCAGGAGCAGGACACAGGACUAGUUUCUAUUUCAACUUUAUUUCCACCUGUCAUGAAUCUUAACAGAAGUAACAGGACUUUAAAUGAUAAUAUGCAUGUUUUGCUCCGUUUGUGUGCAAGUGAUUGAUUGCUUUUCUCCAUUUUGAGUGCCCUCAACUGCAUCAGGGUGGCUGGAAGCACUGCAACACUGAGGCAUCUCACUUUUAACUUAGGCCACCGUCUGUACUCUCAAUUUCAAAAGUGCCAUGCUUUUAGGCUUCUAAUACAUUUUUCUGCAAUUAACACUUCAGCCAGAAGAGAUGCAUGCAGUGUCCUUCUGCAGAACCACCCAUAAGAAGACAACAGCUGGGGGGGAUGGUCGAGAAAGUAUUUUAGGGUCUCCUGUGCUGGCACAUACAUACAAGCAGUUUUAGUGGAAGUAUUAUCCUGUCGAUAGACUUUUGUUUUUUUAUAAGCAUUGAUUGAAUAUGGAUUUUUUCAUAUCUAUUUUAAAUAACAUGAAGGAUUAAAUUUAUUAACAUGCCAUUUUACCAGUGUACAAAAAGCACGACUCUUCUCCCAUUAUUAGGAAAUCUCCACCUGGGAAAGAAGAUAGGCAUAUUUCUUCAGUACACCUGAAGAAGAAAGAGAACAACAUUUUAAUGUCAUUUCAGUGCUCUUUUCAAGCUUAAAAGUAAUCUCUCCUUUUGUGUAAGGGAAGUCUGUCCGCAGUUCAUUUGGAACAUGAGGAGGGAACAGAAAAUUUGCAGCCCUGGAAACCACUGAGUGUUGCCAGUGAAACUGGUAUUCCUAAAGUUUGGUGAGUGAUUACAGCUCCUGCUUCUGGAGGUUUUCCAACUAUUAAUAUUUCUAGGUGGCUUCCUGAUACACUGUGAUCUAUUGCUAUCAUUUGAAUUAAUGCAGGACAUUUUUUCAGAAGUUAGUGACUUUUUUUUUUUUAAAUGCUAUUGUACCUAUUUUAAUAAAUAUAUGUAAACAUUUCAAAUAUUUUGUAUUUGGGAGUUUUCCUCAGGAGAUGCACGUAGCCAUCUUCCUGCACCAAUCGCAAUGAAACUUUUCCCUUCUGAUCUUUUGCACACUAAUUUUAUAUGUGAAAAAACACCCAACCAUUUCUUACUAUUUCUACUGAUAUAAGAAAACUGCAAAAUAAAUUCAACUUAAUUUCAUAGCCUGGUGGGAAAUGCUUCUUAGCCAGACAGGCCUUUUUACACAAAUAGAAGUGAAAUGGAUAACUCUUCUUGGAAACUGAAAGUCUCUUUCGCUGAAGCACCUGUCUGUGAUAACACGGAAGAGUGAGGAAUGCUGAUCUUCUAAACUAGAAGGUAUUUUGAUAUUCGGUGAUGUCCUGAUGAUAUCAGUAUUAUGCUUGCCUGAGGACCUCUCCAACAACCCAGUGUUCAAACGUCAAGUGGGAGAAAGGAGGGUGCGGAGCUGGCACCGUGACUGCUGCUUUGGUGCUGCUCAGGAGGACACAGGUGUUUACUCCAUAGGCACUGCCGUUCCAGUCAACGGGACUGUGCAUUUGUAGAGAAACACCUUAAACCUCUGAGGGUCAGCAUGUGGGCAUAAAGCAGUGAAGAAUAAAAUAUGUAUUUCGUUUCCUCUACAUGUUGUUAGCACUCACCAAUGCUUUUGAUAAAAAUGUAUA
This is a messenger RNA of Egretta garzetta (little egret), 3394 nucleotides long. It is a transcript of the gene STX11, whose product is annotated as syntaxin 11. Gene Ontology annotation, biological process: intracellular protein transport; exocytosis; synaptic vesicle fusion to presynaptic active zone membrane. The record is from RefSeq and is a predicted model, not a curated record. Lineage: Eukaryota; Metazoa; Chordata; Aves; Pelecaniformes; Ardeidae. The transcript is spliced from 3 exons. The coding region runs from base 357 to 1223 and encodes 288 amino acids. Gene Ontology annotation, cellular component: plasma membrane; SNARE complex; presynaptic active zone membrane. Gene Ontology annotation, molecular function: SNAP receptor activity; SNARE binding.